This is a messenger RNA of Prunus armeniaca (apricot), 1083 nucleotides long. Lineage: Eukaryota; Viridiplantae; Streptophyta; Magnoliopsida; Rosales; Rosaceae. The record is from the annotation of a GenBank genome assembly.
AUGGAGAUGAACGAUGGCGAUAACGAAGAGUUUGGGUUCUCCAGAAAUUACUUUCUGGCAAAGGAGCUCCGUGGCUCCGGCAAGAGAUCUCAUUCUAAGCUCUCGGAUAUUGACGUCGUUGACGAACAGGAACUGAUUGCAGCAGCAUCUAAAAUCGAACCAAAACAUGAGAAAGAGGUCAAGGAAUUGAUGAACAGUUAUAAGAGUUCGUACCCUGAAUGGGCUUUUGAGCUAAGAUGUGGUCUUGGCCUUCUUAUGUAUGGAUUUGGAUCGAAGAAGGCCUUGCUUGAAGAUUUUGCUUCAACAUCAUUGACCGAGUAUUCUGUGGUUGUUGUCAAUGGAUAUCUUCCGGGAAUAAAUAUAAAACAGGUUGUGGCAGCCUUAGCUGAACUUCUGUGGGAUCAACUGAAAUCCAAAAGAAAGAAUCCUGGGAGCUCCUCCAAAGUUCAACAGCCAUUUAGUUCUAGAUCCAUGGAUGAUCUUCUUGCAUUUUUGGAUGAGGAUAGGACAAACGAAUGUUUUGUAUGCGUUGUCAUUCAUAACAUUGAUGGGCCUGGAUUAAGGGACUCUGAAAUCCAACAAGUUCUUGCACGAGUUGCUUCUUGUUCCCAUAUUCUCAUGGUGGCCUCUAUUGAUCAUGUGAAUGCACCUCUUUUGUGGGACAAGAAGAUGGUUCACACACAGUUCAACUGGUGCUGGCAUCAUGUUCCUACCUUUGCGCCAUACAAGGUUGAAGGAAUGCUCAUUCCCCUGAUUCUUGCACAUGGAAAUACCACCCAAAGUGCCAAAAGUGCUACAAUAGUUUUGCAGAGUUUGACAUCCAAUGCCCAGAGUGUGUUCAAAGUUCUUGCAGAAUAUCAACUAUCUCAUUCUAAUGAAGAAGGUAUGCCCGUUGAUAAUCUGUAUGCAAGCUGUCGAGAGCGCUUCCUAGUGAGCAGCCAGCUUACGCUUAACUCCCAUUUGACAGAAUUCAAAGAUCAUGAGUUGGUCAAGACCAAAAGGAAUUCUGAUGGCCAGGAUUGCUUGCACAUCCCUCUCACAAAUGAGGCACUUGAAAAACUCAUAGCGGAGCUCAGUCAGUGA